UCUCAGAUCUGUUUAGGUUCGGUUUUCUAAUAAAAAGCACUUCACUUUCGUGCCUUCUGAAACCCUAAUUCCCAAUUCUUAACCGAGCCAUGGAAUUCCCCAAGAAGCGCAAAACCCAAGAGAACGGCGACACCACCACCGACUCUCCGCCGCCGCAAUCCACCGAAGAAGCCCCCCUCGCCGCCGCAACCCCGGCCCCCGCCUCCCCCCUCGCAUCUGAAGACAUCCGCAAGAUCCUGCAACCGUUCUCCCAGGAACAGCUCCUCGACCUACUCCAGUCGGCGUCGCUCCGCCACCCCGACGUCCUCGACGCCGUGCGCGCCGUCGCGGACUGCGACUCGACCCUCCGGAAGCUCUUCGUGCGCGGACUCGCCGGCGAGACCACGACGGAGACGCUCCGCAGCGUGUUCUCGGGGUUCGGCGAAUUGGACGAGGCUAUCGUGAUCAUGGACAAGGCCACCGGAAGGUCCAAGGGCUACGGCUUCGUCGUGUUCCGCCAUGUGGACGGCGCAAUUCUCGCCCUCAAGGACCCCAGCAAGAAGAUCGACGGCCGCAUGACAGUCACGCAGCUUGCCGCCGCCGGUGGUCCCGGCGGCGGUGACGUGUCGCUCCGCAAGGUCUUCGUCGGGAACGUCCCCUUCGAGAUUUCCUCGGAGAGGCUCCUCGACGAGUUCCUCAAGUUCGGAGAAGUCGAGGAAGGGCCUCUAGGGUUUGACAAAUCGAGUGGCAAAAGCAGAGGCUUUGCCUUCUUCGUUUACAAGACCGAGGAAGGUGCAAGGGCUUCGUUGGUUGAACCUUUGAAAACUAUUGAAGGGCACCAAGUGAUUUGCAAAUUGGCUGUGGAUAACAAAAAGACGAAACCUUUUGGAACGGAUCAGCAUCAACAUCAGCAGCAACAUCCGCAGCAACAGAUGCAGCAGCAAGUUUCUAUGAUGGUGCCUCAGUAUGGUGGAUAUGGUGGUAAUGGUUAUGGGAUGCAGCAGCAGCAGCAUCAGGUGCCACCGUAUAAUAACCAAGUUCCGGUUGCCGGUGGUGGUGGGUAUGGCCAUCGAUAUGGCAAUUCGCAGAUGGCUGGGCCGGUAUCUGGUGACUAUGGUGCGAGGGUGCCUCCCAAUUCUGGUGGGGGUUACCCUGAUGGCUCGCAGUAUGGCUUCCCUCCUUCGUCGGGGCAUCCGCCGCAGCCGCGGGUUCCGAUGGCGAGACCUCCUGGUGGAAUGUACCAAGGCGCACCACCCUAUUAUUGAGGUGUUUAAUUCAGGUUUGUGAUGGCUUCUUGGGCGCUAAUGCUUUAAAUGGUUGCUUUCGUGCAUGCAGACAAUGAAAUCUUUGGUUUUGGUUACAUGGACUGCUGUAAUUUGUUGCUGCUUCCCUACCUCUGCAUCUAUGUGUUAUGGUUCCAUUUGUGAUUGGUGUUAGUUGAAGCAUACAUGACUUGGCGUAGUACUUGAAUGUAGUACUUAUGUGGAAUUUCUGUAGAAUUUUUUGUUCUUAGUUUUUACCUAGUUUAGUUUCGCAAGUUAUUGACUAAAUGCCAAGGUGGUUACAUUAAAUUUUGAAAUGUCUCUUAUUGUGGUUUAUGCUCUUUCGUGCACAUAUGUACUCUGUGGUUGUCGUGAUGACUUUAUUUUUGUUCUUUUAACUUCCGCAAGUUGCAAGUAUUUGCUUUGUAUGGUGGCGCUCGUGAUACAUUUACUUAUUUUUUGAAGUACCCUUCUCACCUGGUUUUAUAUUAAAUUUAGCAUCAAAUCUUAAUGAGUGAAUCAGUUAACUCAAGUCUUAAUGAGGCUUAUUCGAAUUGCCUUGAAGAUGAAAUCUGCAAUUGAUUUGCUCUGAACUGGAUGCUUGUGGACACCUUUGAAAAAUUCAUGAUAUAUUUGAGUAUUUUGUUGAAUAUCCUUUUCAUUUGGUUUUAUACUAAAUUCAACAUAAAUCUUUUAUGAGUAAACUUAAACAUAAGAUCUGCUAAUAUGAUUUACCCUGAAAUGGAUGUUUCUAAAUACCUUUGAUUAUGAAAAAUGCCAACCAUGAGAUUGAUUACCCUGCUUGUUGUGAAAUCAAUGGUCAAACUUGAUGUGGCAAUUGCAAUGCCAUGUAUUUUUCAUGUAUAAAUGGUAAACCUUUAAUUUUUUAAUGUUAAAUUUAUGAUGAUUAUUUUUAAGCUCCCUCAGUUUUCCGAGCCAACACUUUGCAAAAAAUAAAUUAAAGUAAGGUCAAGUAACAACAAAUAUUUCUUGAGUAAACCACCAAUUUGAUUCUUGAAGUGUUACCCUCUCUCUCCUAAAUGAUCCUUAAAGUAAAACAAACUACUUGAGUAGUCCUAGAAGUAUUAGAAAUCAAACAAAGUAGUCCCUUUAAUAUAAAAGUACCCUUCAAAUUAUUCCUUAAGCAUUAAAAAGAUACAUUAACUUAGGGACUAAAUUGAUGAAUAUUCAAUAUUGUAGGGGAUAACUUGAAUAGUUUUAUUACCUUAGGAAUUAUUUAGGAGAGAGAGUAAUAGUUUGAAGAUGAAAUUGGUGAUUUACUCGUAUUUAUUUCUCUGUAUCUUGUGUUAAAAGUAGGGUAUGCACAUAUUAGAAUUUUAGGGCCUAAGUUUAACCCUCAAAAUUGACUUGUAUCUUGAAGAUUGCCCAAAGCUUAAAGUAAAUGAUCCUUAAAGUAAAGCAAACUACUUAAGUAGUUCUAGAAUUAUUAGAAAUCAAACAAUGAAGUCCCUUUAAUAUUAAAUACCCUUCAAAUUAGUCCUUAAACUUUUUUAAAAAAUACAUCAACUUAGGGACUAAAAUUGAUGAAUAUUCAAUACUUUAGGGAUUACUUGAAUAGUUUUAUUACUUCAGAAUUUUGUGUUAAAAGGGAGGGCGAGCCCUGGUGCAGCGGUAAAGUUGUGCCUUGGUGACUUGUUGGUCAUGGGUUCGAAUCCGGAAACAGCCUCUUUGCAUAUGCAAGGGUAAGGCUGCGUACAAUAUCCCUCCUCCAUACCUUCGCAUAGCGAAGAGCCUCUGGGCAAUGGGGUACGAAGUUUUUUGUAUUUUGUGUUAAAAGUAGGGUAUGGAGAUAUUAGAAUUUAUAGGGCUCUUAACCCUCAAAAUUGACUUGUACAAUGAAGAUUGCCCAAGCUUUGAGCUCAAUUUAAGCCAUAUUUCUAGUUGAUGUGGGACUAAAUUCCAGUCAAUUGGGCAUUUGGGACUGCAAUUAAGAUAACUUUCCAUCAAAAGAUAAAAAGCAAAACAGAAUAAUUUUGUUGGUUGUUUGCAGUUUACCUCGUCUUGCAUUGUGCUGUUGUUGAAUUCAAGUGGAGUUUCAAUUAGGAUCUUGUUAAUGCUAUUUGUUAAAUUAGGGCAAACUCAAUCUCUAUUUAAGUCAUAUCUUUUGUCGGUGUGAGACUAAACACCACCCUUGAGGUUGCAGUCAAGGCAGCCCCAAAGAGUCUGCAACUAAGACGGACUUAGGGGUUCCCAUAGUUAAGAUGGCUUUCUAACAAAAGAUUAAAGGAAAAACAGAAUAAUUGUGUUGGUUGUUUGCCUCUUCUUGCGUUUUGCUGCUGUUGCAUCCUAAGUGGAGUUUCAAUUAGGAUCUUGUUAAUGCUAUUUGGUAAAUCAAGACUAUUGGCCUAGAGCGUAGCAACGUAAGUGGGCCAACAAUGGAUAGAUCUAAGAUAGGCUCUAAAUACUAUUUAAAAUGAGUUUAGGGCCUAAUUCAACCACCCUAAAUUGGGUUGUAAGGUGAAGAUUGUCCAAGCUUUACAAGCUCUAUUUAAGUUAUAUCUUUAGUUGAUGUGAUACUAAACUCUACCUUGAGGUUGCCUCUAAGCUCUAUUGCAAGCUUGGACAAUCCUCACCUUACAACCCAGUUUUGUGAGGUUGAAUUAGGCCCUAAACUCCAAUUUUAAAAAGGUAUUUAGGGCCUAUCUUAGAUCAAUUGUUGGGCCACUUAUGUUGCUAUGCUCUAGGCCAAUAGCCUUGAUUUAACAAAUAGCAUUAAGGCAGCCCCAAAGAGGCUGCAACUAAGACGGAUUUGGGGUGACUGCAAUUAAGAUGACUUUCCAAUAAAAAGAGAAGAAGCAAAACAUAAUAAUUGUGUUGGUUGUUUGCCCCAUCUUGUAUGGUGCUGCUGUUGAAUCUUUACGUAUGUGGAGUUUCAGUUAGCAUCUUGUUAGUGCUAUUUGUUAAAUCAGGCUACUUGUUGAUGCUAUUUUAUCACUUGAAUAGUUUUGCUUCAUCUUGCAUUGUCCUGGAGGAGUUAAAUAUUUGUAUGGGAAUAAUAACUUGCUUUGGUGCUUCUUUUGUUCAUUUUUUUCUCCCGUGUUUCAUCAUCCUUUUGGGCCAAAUAGAUUAUUGUUUGUUUGUUUCUUCUGAACAUUUCUACGAUGUUUUCUAAUUUGAUGGCUUGUGUAUCAAAACAUAUGAAUGUCCAUAUAUGCUGCUUUUUCUAAUGAUUUUCGAGGUGGGUCUCCUGGUUGAUUUCGACUUGAAGUACUUCGGCCAACACUGCAUUGCUGUAGUCAUUGAGGUUGUGGACUUUUGAAUGCCAUUUUUGUUUCCAAAUGUUCGUUGAAGGAGGCAAGCUAUUUCUUUAAUCGUAGUUCAAAGUGAGACAAUUACUUGUAAUACUUUUGUAAUGAAAUACAAAUGUCGUCUUAGGAUAAGUGUAUGUGACAGAUGGUUUUGAUAUAAUAUAUUGCGCUUCAUUUAUUUUACGA
Glycine soja is the source of this 4696-nucleotide messenger RNA. RefSeq names its product UBP1-associated protein 2C-like. Gene Ontology annotation, molecular function: RNA binding. The transcript is spliced from 2 exons. Lineage: Eukaryota; Viridiplantae; Streptophyta; Magnoliopsida; Fabales; Fabaceae. The coding region runs from base 90 to 1244 and encodes 384 amino acids. The record is from RefSeq and is a predicted model, not a curated record.